AUCAUUUUACCAAUGAAAAAAAAAGAAAAAGAAAUUAAAAAGAGAGUUUAAUAUUCUGAAGGUACAACGAAAUUGAUGUAUUCACGAAAUCUUUUUUUAUAUGUUAGUGCUCAUGCAAGUCCCCACAUUUUCCUCCACUACUACAAUAAAAAUUUUCUUUCUAUAAAUACCUAGCAUUAUUGGCGUGUGUCAAACACAUUCAUCUACUACUACUACUUUCUUCCACUCCUUCUUGCCUACUUAAAUUAGUUAUUUCCAAGUCAUUUUUAUCCUCAGCCAAAAAAAAAAAAAAAGAAGAAUAAACACUAUGGCAUCAAACCAAACAAGCACUCAAGAAUCGAAGUUCACUCUCCCUAUGAAUCACGACUUGGAGCAACAACAAGUAAACUUAGAUGAACAAGAAGAAACAGAAUUUGACUACUCGAAACGUUCCCAAUGGCUCCGAGCAGCUGUGCUCGGAGCCAAUGAUGGGUUGGUAUCAACCGCAUCAUUAAUGAUGGGAAUUGGUGCUGUGAAAAAGGACAUUAAGGUCAUGAUCCUGACUGGAUUCGCCGGCCUAGUCGCCGGCGCAUGUUCCAUGGCCAUAGGAGAAUUCGUCUCCGUUUAUUCUCAACUUGACAUAGAAGUGGCUCAAAUGAAGAGAGUAAAAAGAAGAAACAAUGCUAAUAAAGUCCAAGGAGGAAAGGAAGACGAGGACGAGAAAGAGAGCUUGCCAAAACCAACACAUGCAGCAGCAGCCUCAGCACUAGCAUUUUCGGUUGGUGCAAUAGUGCCAUUGUUGGCUGCAUCUUUUAUUAGAGAUUAUCAAGUGAGAAUUGGAGCUGUUGUUGCAGCUGUCACCUUAGCUUUGAUGGUGUUCGGAUGGUUAGGUGCUGUUUUAGGAAAAGCACCAGCACUCAAGUCUUCAGCUAGGGUUUUGUUUGGAGGUUGGUUGGCCAUGGCUAUAACUUAUGGCUUAACAAAAUUGAUUGGUUCAAGUGGCCAUGGUCUUUAAAUCUAUCACUACAAAAAGAACUGGAAUUAGCCGCAAACUUCAAAGCUAAUAGAAUUUUUUGAUAAUUCGUCGCUAAAUAGGUUUAACGACGAAUUUUGGUGUUUAGCGACAGAAUUUAUUUCUUGCUAAUUCCUUUUCUUUUCAGUAGUGUAUACUACUAUAGUUGCGGCAUAAUGAUAUGCCGGUACUAUUUAUUUUACUCUUUUCUUUUUUUAAUUUCUUCUUUGUGUUAUUGAUAUUACUAUGGCUAGGAUACAAUUAUGGUCUCUGUGUAUUCUAAAUAUUUGUGUCAUGCUUCGAAUAACCGUAUGCAUGCAUUAUUGUAUUUGUAUACCAUAAUACUAAUAUAUUUCCAAACCCUUUUAUUAA
Messenger RNA from Capsicum annuum, 1363 nucleotides. Its product is annotated as vacuolar iron transporter homolog 3. The record is from RefSeq and is a predicted model, not a curated record. The coding region runs from base 308 to 994 and encodes 228 amino acids. Gene Ontology annotation, biological process: intracellular manganese ion homeostasis. Gene Ontology annotation, cellular component: membrane. Gene Ontology annotation, molecular function: iron ion transmembrane transporter activity; manganese ion transmembrane transporter activity. The transcript has a single exon. Lineage: Eukaryota; Viridiplantae; Streptophyta; Magnoliopsida; Solanales; Solanaceae.